AGAACACAGUUUUUACUUCUGUUAGGAAUAAAAUACAUGCGACGUCAGGCUCGGAUCUCAGCCGGCGGCACGCUUGUUGCGCGUUCCGCCUCUGCUUUACAAGUUUGGUUGUGGCUGCUGCUUUUUGUAUUUCAAAAUGAAUUUCGGAUAUCAAGGUCCAUUCAACCAGGGUAUUUGGACUUCGAUAACCUUCCCGAAACUAACUUCACGUGUGCGGGGAAGGUGAUCGGCGGUUAUUAUGCGGACCUUGAAACCUCCUGCCAGAUGUUCCACGUAUGCACGGUAGGACAACAGGACGAACCUAUGGACAUCAAAUUCCUCUGUCUUAAUGGGACCGUUUUUGACCAGGAAACACGAGUAUGCGAAAGAGUAGACGAAGUAGACUGCACUAAGUCUGAAAAAUUUUAUAGUCUAAAUUUAGAAUUAUAUGGAAGUACAGCACCACCAAUUAUACAACCAGAUCAAACAAAACCUCAAGUAAAACCAACAGAUCAAUCACAACCACAAAAUAAACCCAGUACUACAACAGAUUCCUUUGCCAAUGACUCAUCUACAACUCCUGAAAAAGUUUUAAAUCUAUCGUUAGAUGUUGUUGAUUCUACUGAAGAUCCCAUUCAAGAAAUAAAGAGAGAUGAAACUAGAAAUUCUUCAGCAAACCUUGUCCCAUCCAAGCAACAGGAAGUGAUCAAUGAAGAAUACGACGAAGAGGAAGAGGCAAUUGAUGAAGAAAAUUCUGAUUAUGAAGAUGAAUAUUCUCACCCUGUAACAACAACAAUAGUUCAGAGCGUUACGACAACAUCCACAACAACAAAGAAACCCUUCUCGAGUACCGUAAUGUCGCCCCCAACAACUCGACAAACAGCUGCGCCACAUUUAAUAUCAUCUCCAACUCCAUCAAUAUCAUCACUGCCACCUAUUCAUUCUUCUUUUGCACCAUCUGGGGCUACAUCGUCAACCUUGGAUCCUUCUUUAUUGUCACCUCAAGAAUUCAUAUAUCGACAUCGAAGUCCAGGGUCUGAAGCUAUUUCUUUUCAACGCCAAAGUUUCCGGCCUGCUGAUGGAGUUUAUAUAACUCAUGCGCCACCCCAACAAUACGAUCAUUUCCAGUAUGAAUCUUCAAGAACUGCGCCGAGACCUGCUCAUCGUCCAGUGCCAUUCGUUCAACGUCCUCAACCCACUCCGUUCCGUUCGACUACUCAUGACCCACGAGAUCAACUUCUUCGUCCAGGACUUAGUACACAGUCAUCAGAAAAAUUAGAAACAUCUGUCAAACAUCGACCGCAGUCUUUUCCACAACAUUUACCACCUCAGCAACCUUUACCUUUUAAUCCAUUCUAUUACGAUCGAAAACGUAGUGAUGACAUAAGUCCAGAGAAUGAAUCAUCGUUAUCAGCAAGAUCUGUAGCACCACCAAACGUUACAGAACGCCCCUUACCGAAACCAAAAAACCCCCCUCGUGUCAUAGUAACAGCUAGCGCAUCUGUAAGUGAUAGCAAUGGUAAAAGAUUAAAUUAUACUGUUGGACAUGUGGUUAACGCUGUUAAGCCGAUAGUUCCAAUAAACUAUGAUGACUAUAAGGAAUCAGAUCUUAUAUUUGAUCCAUUUUUUCUCGAUGUGCCAAAACUUCAAACGCGACGAAAAACUAGAUCUAGUAAUUAUAAAAAGAUUGUGACUGUUCCUAUAUCCGUCACUGUUGCAGGAAAUACUUUGUCUAAAAAAACUUUGACCACUUUUUUACCAGUAGUAUCACAUGCAACUACCACAAAAGUUUCAUCUACUACCCAUACAUCAACAACAACUGCUGCUUGGAAUCCUGAAGACUAUGUUGACGAUAAUUAUGAACCUCAUGCAUAUAUACCACCUGUACCUCCGUUAGCAGUUUUGAUGACUCGCGAUCAGAUAAAAUUUAUAAAACAAGACAGAUCAUCACUGAACGAUUUAACAAAAAAUAAAAUCAAAGAGGUUAAUUCAGAAGACAUUCAUAAGGAACAGCCCAUAUUGACGUCUGUAGCGCAUAAAAUCUCUAGUCAAGGUGUAGGUACUGAGGCUACAGUUCCCGUCACCUCACCGACUCCUAUCGAGGCGCCCGCCUGCAUUACUUCGCGUUCUACUGACUGUCGGAUUCGUCCCUAAUAUUUAGCUGACUUAAUUAAUAGAUAAAUAAUUGAAUAUUUAAGUAAAUAGUUAAAUUUAAUAAAUACAGAUGAAAUUAUGUCACACUGGUUAUAAUUAUAUUAAUGUCGCUAUUAAAUAUAUAGCGAACAAAAUGUAUAAUAUUUUAACUGAAUUACGAAUAUAGAUGUAAAAUAUGAAACCCGUUAUUUUUUGAUUUUUAAAAUAUUUUGAUAAUAAAUAUUUAUCAAUGUACCUACGAACAACACAUACUUUGUUUGAACUGUUGCAAAAUUUACAUAUAUAUAUAUUUGAAGUCUUGUAAAUAUGUAUUUUAAAAUAAACUAUAAGUUUUUAAUGAA
Messenger RNA from Melitaea cinxia (Glanville fritillary), 2474 nucleotides. Its product is annotated as mucin-5AC-like. Gene Ontology annotation, molecular function: chitin binding. The coding region runs from base 37 to 2133 and encodes 698 amino acids. Gene Ontology annotation, cellular component: extracellular region. The transcript is spliced from 6 exons. The record is from RefSeq and is a predicted model, not a curated record. NCBI's taxonomy places the organism in Eukaryota, Metazoa, Arthropoda, Insecta, Lepidoptera, Nymphalidae.